Messenger RNA from Auxenochlorella protothecoides, 828 nucleotides. Its product is annotated as Hydroxyethylthiazole kinase. NCBI's taxonomy places the organism in Eukaryota, Viridiplantae, Chlorophyta, Trebouxiophyceae, Chlorellales, Chlorellaceae. Gene Ontology annotation, biological process: thiamine biosynthetic process. The record is from RefSeq and is a predicted model, not a curated record. The coding region runs from base 1 to 828 and encodes 275 amino acids. The transcript has 4 exons. Gene Ontology annotation, molecular function: magnesium ion binding; hydroxyethylthiazole kinase activity; ATP binding.
AUGGGGCUCACAGGCCGGGCAACAGCGCUCCUAUUGGAGAAGUGCCGGGAGGAGAAUCCCUUGGUGCAGUGUAUCACCAACUUUGUGAGCAUGGAUCUGAUGGCCAACACCCUGCUCGCUGCAGGGGCUUCGCCGGCCAUGGCUCACUCGAUCAGCGAGGUUGAGUCGUUCGUGGAGCUGGCCUCUGCCCUGCUGGUGAACGUCGGGACACUGUCCGAGGACUGGGCAGGCGGCAUGAAACUGGCCGCCUUGACUGCAGGGCGCCUGAGAAAGCCAUGGGUCCUGGACCCCGUCGCGUGCGGGGCCACCCCUGCCAGAACUUCGCUGUGCAAGGAUCUGAUGGCACUGGGCCCAACUGUGAUUCGCGGAAAUGCCUCUGAGAUCAUGGCCCUGGCAAGCUUGGGCGGCGAACGCACACGCGGCGUGGACAGCAGCCACCCCUCUGAGGCCGCCGCCCCGAUGGCCCGUGCCCUUGCGGCCCGCCAGGGUUGCAUAGUGGCUGUGAGCGGGGCAGUGGAUGUCGUCACCGACGGCACCCGCACCCUCCUGGUCGGGAAUGGACACCCCCUCCUGCAAAAAGUCACGGCGACGGGAUGCUCCGUGACGGCCCUCAUCGCGGCAUUCGUGGCCGUGGCAGGCCCUGAGCAAGCCCUGGAAGCAACGGCGCACGCUCUGGCCUACUUUGGAGUGGCUGCUGAGCGGGCCGCAGUGGACGAGGCAGGGCAGGUCAGGGGCCCAGGCUCGUUUCGCGUGAAGCUCCUGGAUGAACUGGACCUCCUGUGCGCCGCACAGCUCGUUCAUGCCAGCAGGAUAGGGCGCAGCACCUGA